Messenger RNA from Falco peregrinus (peregrine falcon), 4114 nucleotides. RefSeq names its product arkadia (RNF111) N-terminal like PKA signaling regulator 2N (gene ARK2N). The record is from RefSeq and is a predicted model, not a curated record. Gene Ontology annotation, biological process: ubiquitin-dependent protein catabolic process. Bases 220 to 1443 code for a protein of 407 amino acids. Gene Ontology annotation, molecular function: ubiquitin protein ligase activity. The transcript is spliced from 5 exons. Lineage: Eukaryota; Metazoa; Chordata; Aves; Falconiformes; Falconidae.
CGGGGGCGCGGAGCAGCGGCGGGGGGGGCGGUGGCGAGGCUGAGACAAAGCUCCUUCCGGUUGCCUGUGCUCCAGCUCCUGCUCCUUGGGGGGGAGGGAGGCCAGGAGGGGCCCUGCGUUGCCCAGGCUGCUGUAUUGUUGAAGUCCAUAUCUGUUUCACCCGGUCUUCCAGACCACGUGCUCCAUGCUUUGAGACCAGGAGGACUUUAGUGUUCUGAAAUGAAGAUGGAGGCAGUGGGAAAAGCAGAAGAACUUGUUGAUUCAGAAGUUCCACCAAAGACUUCUGAAAAGCAAGAGACUGCUCCUGAUGAAGAUGGACUUAUAGAACUGGAGACGCAAACUCAGAAAGAUAACGUGCCCACUGCAGCAGACUCUGCAGUGGUCUCUUCGAUGCCUUGCUUACUGAUGGAACUGAGGCGAGACUCCUCUGAGUCUCAGCUAGCAUCUACGGAGAGUGAUAAGCCACCGGGUGGUCGAGUUUACGAGAGUGACUCUUCUAAUCAUUGUAUGCUUUCCCCUUCUUCCAGUGGGCAUUUGGCUGACUCAGAUACAUUGUCUUCCACAGAAGACAAUGAGCCCUGUCACGCUGAAGCUGCUGUAGAGGGAGACCCUUCUGCGGUGUCUGGGGCUGCAGCUGGGAGGAAAUCCAGGCGAUCCAGGUCCGAAAGUGAAACUUCAACAAUGGCUGCCAAGAAAAACCGACAGUCUAGUGAUAAGCAGAAUGGUCGAGUUACCAAGGCAAAAGGUCAUCGAAGCCAAAAGCACAAAGAAAGAAUCCGGCUCUUAAGACAGAAACGGGAAGCAGCUGCUCGCAAGAAGUACAACCUGCUGCAGGACAGCAGUACCAGUGAUAGUGACCUGACGUGUGACUCAAGCACGAGUUCCUCAGAUGAUGAUGAAGAGGUUUCAGGGAGCAGCAAGACAAUCACUGCAGAGAUACCAGAUGGACCUCCAGUUGUAGCUCAUUAUGAUAUAUCAGACACAAAUUCAGACCCAGAGGUGGUAAACGUCGACAAUCUGUUGGCGGCUGCAGUAGUUCAAGAGCACAGUAAUUCUUUAGGAAAUCAAGAUUUGGGAUCUACCUGGAGAACCAGAGGGCUGCUAGAUGAACUGAGUGCUGAUACAGGUCAUUUGGAUCGAGGCUUCCUUGCAAGUGACAAAACCUCUUCUGGUAAUGUCCAGAUCAAUGAAGAAAUUAAUAUCGCCUCUUCUGAUAGCGAAGUAGAGAUUGUUGGAGUUCAGGAACAUGCCAGGUGUGUGCAUCCCAGGGGAGGCGUGAUUCAGAGUGUGUCUUCCUGGAAGCAUGGCUCAGGCUCACAGUACAUAAACACUCAGCAAACACAGUCAUGGACAGCUGUGACUCCCCAGCAGAAUUGGUCUUCACCCCCAGAAGUAGUAGACCUCACUUUGGAUGAGGAUACCAGACACAAAUAUCUACUGUAAUGCAGUGUCACUGUGUUUCUGUCCCCACCCCUUCUCCCCUUUGUGGCACAGAAGUUCAUUGUUAAAGCUUCAGCAGCCCUGUUCCUGGCAUUAUAAAAUUCAAACUCGUGAAGCUUUUCAUUUCUGUAAGAAUGUAGUAUAAUUUCAGGAUCAUUUAAAACGGUAUUGCCUUCUCGAAGGGGGAUUCCUCCCAGAAUUCAAACCCAAUAGCACCCAAUUUAAAACACAUCUACAGUUACUAACCUGUGUGUGGUCAUCUGAAGAAAUAACUGUGUGCAAACUUACAUCCUCCCACGCUUUCCCACCUCCAGCUUCAGAACAUUUUUAAUUUAUUGGUAUAUUGAGUUUGUUAGUAAAGUUAGUGUUUGCUGUGUGAGCAUCAAUGAUUUUGAGAAAUGCUGUGUCCUCACUGAUUUCAGUGGAACUGGGGGUAUUGAACACUUCCGAAAAUUGGGCCAAGAGUAUUUAUACCCAAGCUGAUUUGGUUAUGUUACCAGCAGGAGGGACUGUCUUUAAUACAAACGGCCCAUAACAUGCACUGAACAGCUUUAAAUUAAAGGAUUUUUAUUUUCAAUGUAAUAUAUAGUUUACACUCUUUUCAGUGCUGAGUCUUCUGUCUACUUGACUACUGCUGUGUUUCACUGAUCAUUUCCCACAGCUUGUUACGGUUUAACAUAGGAAUAGUAGUGACUUAGUAGCAGCUGAUUAUUGCAAAAGCACAGGGAAAAGAAAAGUAAUAAAAAGGCCCAGCAUCCCUCCCCUUCUUAAAUAUAGCUGAAUUUUUUUACCUAUAUCAGAGUCUUGCCUGGAGUAGGAGAGUAAUGGAACAUUUUGUAGUCCUCAUUUCUACUGUUGCUUAUUUGCUUUGGUGACCAUCUAAAAAAAACCCCCAAAACCCCAACAACAACAAAAAAAACCCACAAAAAAACCCCAAUUUCCAAAGCUCCAGUCUGGCAAAGCACUUUAGUAGCUGCCUGGUGUUUAGCUUGGCCAGUUUGCUGAAAUUUGUGGGGCCAUUCGAGUGCUUAAAGCUCUGUCCUAAAAGAUGUUGCAGGAUCAGGUCUUAAGGUUGUGAUUUUUUUCCUUUUUAAAACUGGAUCUGCACAGUUUUCCUGGCUUUAGGACAUAUCCUUUAUCCUGGUUUUAGAAGUGGUUUUAGGGUAUGAUCCAGGAAACACUUUCUACCAGAAUAUUCACCAAAAUCCAUGGAACUACUUUAGCAGGCUGUAGUUUCUGUAGCGUAUAUGGAAAUUCCUGCUCCUCAUCUCUCAUUUUGAGCCUUUCUCAAGGCAAAAAACAAAGAUUAGACUUUAACAAGAUGAUAUUCACUUUAAAAUCUAUUGUGCAAUUAAAAUGUUCCUUUGUAUUCCAAUUGUUUCUAGUGGGAAUUUUGUACAACAGUAUUGUCAGAUGUUUUUUGCCGUGUAAGGCUGAACAGGCAGUAGUCAGGACAUGGGAAGUUCUGUUUUCUUUUUGCAUUGGCUGGUUUCUAAAUUUAUUUGGCUUCCAAUAAUUUUAUCUGCGGGGGAAAAAAAAAUACUUAUCUUGUCAUAUAACUUAAAGAAAAAAAAAACAAACCAAAAACCACAACAACCCAGCAGUGUUAACAAACAGCUUUUUCUUUAAUAAGCAGAAUGGUUCUAACUGCACUUUAGAGAACAGCUAGGUAAAGGAUUGAUACUCCAGUUUCAGGCUUUCUAAAACAUUGAACUUAAGUGUGUUUUAUGGCCAGAAAAAUGUAUGUGGUGCUUCUAGUGACCGAUUUCUUUCUCUGAGGGUGGGAGGGAGGGAGCAAAGUGUGGAUGGAGCCCAUUUGCAUUGUGGUAGGGAAAAGCCCUGUACUGUUGGGGUACUCUAUCAGUAGUGGCUGUCCAUCUUUUUCUCCUUGUAUUUUAGUCAUGCGACUCGGCCGUCAUUUUAGUGGGCUAGCACACAUGCUGUGUAAAGGUAACUUUGGAACAGUGACUUCAUGUGGCUGCUUUUUCCUGUUUCACAGUCUUUAAAAUAUCAGUUUUGAAGAAAGAUGCAGGGACCCAUUUGUAGUUCUUCCAUGAAAAAUGCAAACUCAGUCUCUUGUUUUUCAGUUUGUAUAUGAUGUGACUUCCAUGUAUAUAUAAAAAUGACUGCGUCCUAACCAAACUUCUUCCAAUUGUGCACUGUGUUUGUUUAAACAAUUCAUGUAUUAUAGUCUGAUGCAGGUUUUUAUUUAAAACACUACAUGUUUUCUCUUAUUCCUAACAAAUUUGAAAGGGUAGUGAUCUCAAAACCACAAUCACUGGAUAGUUAGGAAGCGGUUAUGUUUUGGGGUUGGGUUUUUUUUGUUUGUUUUUUAAGAGAGCAAAAGGUGCCUGGAUGGUUUUGCUCUUCUCAGCAGGAAAGAGAAACAUUAGCCCGUUGUAUGGCUAAGAACCAAUGCACUUGAGGCCUGAUCCAGAACCCAUUGGAGUUGGUGCGGGGCUUUCCGUCGACUUUAGUGUGCAUUGGCUCAAGCCCUUCAUGGUUUAGCAGUUACUGAAUUGCUGAAACUUGGAAUCUUCUGUAGUGAAGACAAAUCAUUGCUUAGAAUAUAAAUGUUUAAAACGUGCGACUCUAGUUAAAAAAUUUGAUUCUUCUCGACACUCAUUAUUUAGUUCUCAUUUUCCAUCUAGUAUUUAAUGGUCUUUGGAGAAAA